UUAUAGUAUAAGAGAUACACCAUCCCCGAAGUUUCGUUAUCUUGUACUUAAAUUUAAGUAGUUCCUAAUGUUUCUAUCGCUCUCCUAUUUUUUCUGCUCGGUUUUAUAUACUUCAAACUGAAUACUCAUAGUCCAGAACUAUUUUUAUAGUUUAAAUCAUACUACCUAUGUAGUUUAUACUUUGCAAGUAGUAGUUUCUUGGUGCUCGAGAUUGCAACGUGGAUGGUUAUAGGCUAUAUGUUAGCGCUCAUUUUUUUUGCACUACGAAGGAUGAUGGCUUCGUUCUUCGCGCUACGUCGUCAGCUCCAUCGUCAACAAUAGCAUCAGUGCUGAAGCUGAAAUUGGAGACAUCAUGACCGGGGCCUUACCACUCAACGGUUUCAUGAAUCCGGCUACGGGUCAAACGGCCCCGUCUCUUGCCGAUCAAACGACUGGUGGAACAGCCGUUUCCUCGAGCAAGAACAAAGAAUGGCAAAUGGAGCUACUUAUGGAAAAGCUACGCUCAAAAGCGUCGAGUUUCAAGAGUCUCGUUGAAACUGCCAAAAACAUGCGCAUGACCAUGCUGGAUAAAAGGUUUGGCAUGGACAGUGUUGAGAAAAGCCAGCUUCAAAAAUGCUUGGAUGCACUACAACACUCCAUCAAAGUUACUUCUCUGCAGUCUAUGAUAGAAAGAUUAGAAAGUCUUUCUCGACAGUUGGGAUUGAAAUUCAUGAUGACUGGACCUCCAACGGGCACAACCACUGAACUAUUUAUAUCCUCUGACAUGUUUUUUUUGGAAGUCCUUUUAGAACCAUCAGGGGCUAUAAAAGACGUCAAAAUUCAUCACGAAGGCAAAGCCGAACAACAGAGUUGUGAGGAGUUAGUUGCAUGUCUCUCGCGUGGUGAUUUCGUUGAUUUUACCAGUCAACUAGAAGGUUUAGCGUCGAUUUACCAAUUGAAUGCUGAUAAAAAAGUCAAAUGUAAAGCAUUUAGUGCUCUGCAGUCUCUAGAAACUGAUUUAGGAGUUCUAGCACAACUGCAAACAUUCAUGAAAGAGCCAUUUAACCUUGUACAUAAAAGCCCUGUUGGAAUACUCGAAAGGAGGAAAGGUGGACAUGCCAUGAAACUAACGUAUUUCGUGUCACCUUAUGAUUUAAUUGAUCAAGACAAUAAAGGCUGUGAUGCUUUAAGUUUAGAGGCUGUGAUAUCUAAGAAAGUUGGACAUUCAGUUACAGUUUGCAUGGAAGGCUCCACAUCUCACAAGUUGCCAACCUCAAGUAUUAUUACCGUUAAUAGAAGUUCCACCGGAAAAAGUACACCUUCGUAUGCUCCGUUAACAAGUUCUAAUUCGUCGAUGCUGCCGGCAUGCUUCGUUCUGAAGUUGGCUAAAAAAAUGCCCAUGUGUUUAGAAUUAAUUCGUCGUAUACAAAAAGUAACAGACCUCGAGUGCACUGAUAUAUCAGCGCCCUAUCCUCUUCUUAGUAUGAUUGUUCAACACGCGAGUGACAAACAAUUAGACUGUCAAAAUAACAGGGGACUCGCAGUUAGUCUCCCUGACCAACAGCACUGUUACUUUAUGACGGAAAAUAAAAGCAUGGAAGGGGUGUUGGUGGGCAGCAUACCCUUCACUCAUCCAGCACACGUUCCGCAAAUUUUGGUAUUCCUUCGUCAGCAGGCGCUAUUUAAUACUUUGAUCUCAAGUUGCGUGAGGCCCAUGGCUCGUCAAGAUCCCGAACACAUGACAAUUUUCGAAGUAAGUGCCUUGUCUUGGCAGUGCAUAUCCGUCAGUUUGGAGCAUCCCUUUGAGGAGACACUGGCUACCGCCGAAUUAGAUCUAUCAGACAUAUCCGCCUUGAAAUGUAAACUGUACGGAGUCAGUAUUACUAACACAGAGCAGACCUCGGAACUCGCAGGAAAAGUAUUGCAACGGUGCUUGAGCAUUCCAUUAACAAUGAGAACCUUACUCAAAGUUUGGGAGGGCCGCACUUUCAUUUUGAACACAAUGAGCACGGGAAACGGCAAUUUCAACAACAAUCUUGGCUCCGGUUCGCAUCAGCAAAAUAAUCACCACAAUGGCUCGGGUAUGUCCGAGUUUGGUAACGAGGACGACAAAAUCAAACAAGAACCAAGCACUAUGAACGGCACGGGAAUGCAACAACAGCAGCCAUCUCAACAACAGCAGCAGCAGCAGCAGAGGAACCAACAGUUACAACUGCAGCAACCACAGUAUCAACAGCCGCAGCAGUCUUUUUUUGAAGCCGGAGACGGAAAUUGUAUCGGGUUUCCGUCGUUAUCCGGCCCCUCCGAUACACCCUCGGCUACCAGUGCUGGACCACUGCUGAGUUCCUCGAUGCAUCAGAAUGUACUCGUCGGUGCUCUGACUCCCCCCGGCAUAUCGCUAGACGUCAAAGCUAAAAAAUCUCGCAAGCGCAAGGCCACUGCCGAUGGCGCAUGGAAGAGCCCGAAGCGUAAGGGCGAGUUCGAUGCCGCUGAGAUCCUUCUGGAGAGUUCGAGCUCGGACUCAACGCCCGUGGGCACGCCGACCGGAAGUAGAGACGCAACCAGCGACGGUCGCACGCCAACGCCUACGUCGUCCGGAAUAAUAACGGGCCUCGAUCUCUCCGGCCUCGAAGGUCUCGAGUUACUCGGCACCGAGCGCACCUUGGACCCCGACGGCGUCACAGAGCUCAUGCCGCUGGAAGCCUCGAGUACCGAGGAGGCGCUGCGUCGCGAGCGCAAGCUCAAGAAGCGCGCCGAGGAGAAGGCCGUGGUAGCGCUCUUCGAGGAGGGCAAAAGCCUCGUCUCGCCCUCAGUCAGCAUCACACCCAUCACCCCGAGCGGCUCCAACAACCCAAGCUCGAGUACAAACUACAGUGCGAUGCUCUCGGGCAUGGGAUUGGAUCGACGACCUGGCAUAGAAAUCAUUCCCAUUAGCUCGCUCUCGCAGACGCAGCUGCCCAGUUCGAUCACGAUAACGGCCAUCUCGAGCUCGAGCACCAAGUCCAGUCCACUUGGUGACGAGCGUAAAGAACGCAAGAGCUCCAAGAUGCGGACGCCUGGUUACGACGACAGCAAGCUGCGACUCGAAAAAAAGCGCAAGCGUAAACGGGACACCAGCCCGAUGGGACCCCCGGACAAGUUGCCGCUCAAACAGACGGAUCCUCUGUCCAAACCAGUGUCGCUCAGCAUAAAGCCAAGCUCCGAGUCUCCGCCCAGGCACUUUUCGCCUUCCUCCAAUUCGUCCUCCUCCUCGUCGUCGUCGUCGUCUUCGUCGUCAUCGUCAUCCAGGCCCUCCUCGCCGGCAGGUAUCCAGCGCAAGUUCAGCCUCUCGCCAACGCAAUCGAGCCUCCUGGUGGGCAAGUCGAGUCCAUCCGCGCUCAGGCAAUCGCCAUCCGGGGGCUCCGGCAAGUCCACGCCCAGUCCCAAGCACUCACCUGCCUACAGAAUGAGUAAGCAGGACACCCCUAGGCCGAAGCCAGUGCCAUCGCCUGGUCUAUCGGGAGCACUGAGCGUCAGUCCGGUCUCCUCCGCAGUCUCCCCAGCCACCGCUGCAACGGCCUGUCCGCCUGGCAAGGACAAGGAGCGCAAGCUGGCUGUGACAGAGCCACAGCAACAGCAGCAAGCGAGGAACCGGAAAGGCUCGCUCAGCGCCGUGAUCGACAAGUUGACGAGCGCUCGGCACUGCAGCGACGAUGGUUCGAGUCCCGGGGCGAGUUUGGGAGCCGGCACUGACUCGAGCUACAUGGUGAAACCGAGCUCGGACGGGAUGAAGAUAACGAUCAACAAGGCGCGCGCGAAAGAUCUGAAGUUGGGCAGCGGUGGUGGACUCAAGCUUCCCGGAAUGGGGCUGAGCGGCUCGGGCAAUGGGGCCUCCAGCAAGACUUACACGGGACUUAAACCUGGUGUGAUAUCUGGACCAGCUUCGAGGAAACCGCAGAGCCAGACUUCGACGAAGGUGCGUUCGAGUCCACCUUUGGCAGCAUCCAGCAGCGGUAUCAGCGUCGGUGGUGGACUGGCGGGCAGUGGUAGCGGCGGCACAAGCUCAUCAGGCGCCAAGACAUCACUCGCAUCCCUGCAAAAGCAGCUUGGCUCGGCGGGCCUUAAAUCCGCAACCUCCUCAGGUGGCACUGGUCUCGCCGGCAAAUCGAGCGUUGCCAAGAGCUUCGACAAGGCCCGCUUCAAACCUGCCAACACCGCUGCCGCCGCCGCUGCUGCUGCCUCUGCUGCCUUGGGUGGCCUGGCUCUCAUGAAGCAGCUCGACACCAGCUUCCAAAUCCCCAAGAUCUCGGCUCGCCAGCACGCCGAGGCUGCUAAUCCGGUUGAGAAGCGCGACAUCCCACCCGCCAAGGAGUCGCUGCCCCCGGCCAAGCCGGCCAAACUCGACGAUCUUCCGGAUCCGACAAAUCUGUCCCUACAGCCGGACGACCUCGCGUCCAAGGACCCCACGGCCACGGAAAUCGAGCCGCGAGAAACGAGUUCCACGAGCCUCGAGGGUCUCACCUUGAUCGCAAAGCCACCGGUCCCGGAUCACGUCGUCGUGGAUCAGUCCUCGUCACCCCUGCGUAAGACCGCGACGUCCCCGCCACCGCCACCGCCACCACCCCCACCGCUACCUCCACCGCUGCCGCCGCCCUCUUCUUCGAUGGCUGCGACUUCUCCGAUGCCACCUGGCCUGGGCUUCCCGCAGAGCCCCUCAGUCAGCGGUCAAUUCAUCGUCAAGAGUCCGGCGCCCUCGCCGCGGGUCAUCCCACCGUCCCCCCACUCGGCUUCGCCCUGCAUCACCGACGAAGAACUUGAAGAAGCUCUAGUUGGGUCUUGAAAAUUCAAGUUGACAGUGCACUUGCGACGUUCACCGCGUGCGUGCAUCACGACACUUCCAGAAAUGAUUAUUCCACAAGAAUCCGGAGUAUUGGUAAAUUAAAUGAAAUUUUGAUGUAAGUCUGUUAUUGACGCCAUAGGAAAAACUUUACCGUGAUGUUGACGAUUUCCAAAAAUAAUUGUACGAUGAAAAAUAGUGUGUUCAAACGAUUAGUAUAAUUUAUACGAAUGUACAAACAACGUUUUGCUACAGGAGUUGACCGUAAGUAUAAGACAAUCAUUAUCUUUCAACGUGCUUCUCGUACAUGAAUUUGUAGCAAAACAAUUACAAUCAAAUUAAUGAUAUUUAUGACAUUUAAUUAUUUUUUAAACAAUUACUCGUUAGAAUACUAUUCCUUUGCUUUUUUUUCUUUAUAAGUGUGUAACUAUUUCGUAUUGAUCGUGUGAAUUAGCUGGGCUAUCUGAUACCAGUGAAAAGCGUAAUUGCUGAAGCCUUAUUGUUGAAAAACUACUUGAUGGAUAUGACAUUUGUUGAGAUUUUGACAGUCAAAACGAUUCGGUAUUGAAAAAAAUUAAAAAAAAAAAGGGAUAGUUCUGGAUUUGUUCCAAUCAAUUAUAAGGAAUCCGUUCUUUCGCCAACUUUGCAAUCAUUGCGUCUAAAAAACAAAAAAAUUCCAAAAAUACCGGAUCGCUUUGUGCUAAGCACAGAAAAAUAUUAUAUAUAUAUAUUAUAUAUAUUUAAUUGUAUAGACUUGUACAUACAUACAUAUACGCAU
Molecule: messenger RNA, 5573 nt
Organism: Copidosoma floridanum
Lineage: Eukaryota; Metazoa; Arthropoda; Insecta; Hymenoptera; Encyrtidae
Gene: MED1
Product: Mediator complex subunit 1
Biological process (GO): regulation of transcription by RNA polymerase II
Cellular component (GO): mediator complex
Molecular function (GO): transcription coregulator activity
Source: RefSeq, a predicted model, not a curated record